Messenger RNA from Aureobasidium melanogenum CBS 110374, 825 nucleotides. Its product is annotated as DnaJ-domain-containing protein. The coding region runs from base 1 to 825 and encodes 274 amino acids. The transcript is spliced from 2 exons. Lineage: Eukaryota; Fungi; Ascomycota; Dothideomycetes; Dothideales; Saccotheciaceae. The record is from RefSeq and is a predicted model, not a curated record.
AUGAUCCUCCGCCCAAUUCAGUUUCGUCCUGCGAAAGGACCUUCUCUGCCGCAAUUCCUGCUCAAGCAACAGCCUCUUUCCCGUCGCACCUUCCACGCCUCGUCCAUUCGCCGUGAUGCUGGCCUCCCUGAUCACUAUGCGACCCUGGGCUUAGACUCAACUGCCACUGCUGGAGAUAUCAAGAAACAGUUUUUCCAGCUGAGCAAGAAACACCAUCCCGACCACAACCCCGACGACCCAAAAGCCGCCGACCGCUUUGUCAAAGUCUCCGAAGCCUACCAUGUCCUAGGCAGUGCUGAGAAACGUGCCAGCUACGAUCGUGACUUCCUCCGCGCCUCACAACCCUCCUCCCAUCCGCAAGGCUCCUACAGCAGUACCGGUCCGGCAGGAGGCCGUCCAGCCACCGGUCUCAGUCGACGACGCACACAGUUUAAAGGUCCGCCUCCGUCCUUCUAUCGUAGCGGUGGUUGGGGCAAUUUCAGCCAGAAGCGAUCAGAGUACGCCUCACAGGGCUCCCAUCAGCACGAGGCUGCUGGCUCCAGCGCACAUGAUGCACCUGGCACUGGUCCUUCUGGAUACCAGGCUGGCUUCAACAAUGAUGUGCCGCACUUUGAUCGCGACGGUCACUUCCGCACUCAAGACAAUGUCAUGAAGAAUAGACACAAGGCUAGGCGGCGAAUGGAUGGUGUAACCACAGACGACAUCCUUGGGAGCACGAGCAUGCUGGUCAACUUCGUCCUCUUGAGUGGCGUACUGGCUGUCAUUUUUGGCGUUAGCGGCUUCUUGUUUAGAAAGAACAACGAGAAGAAGAAGACUCCCGCUUGA